AUGAACAUUCGUCUCGCAAGGGUCGAGGAUCUUAUGGGAAUGCAGUCGACGAACUUGCAGAAUCUCCCGGAGAACUACAUGAUGAAGUUUUGGAUAUACCAUGCUAUGACAUGGCCGCAAAUAUCUUUCGUUGCAGAAGAUCAUAAGGGUCGAACUGUUGGAUACGUCCUUGCUAAGAUGUUUGACCAGGAGGAAGGAGAACCGAUUCAUGGGCAUGUCAACUCGAUAUCGGUACUACGAUCAUAUAGACGGCUGGGGCUCGCAAAGAAGCUAAUGCUUCUAUCCCAAGAAGCAAUGGCUAACAUUUACAAAGCCUCAUUUUGUUCGCUACAUGUACGAAAAUCUAACAAAGCUGCAAUAGCUUUGUAUCGCGACACGUUAGGAUUUGAAGUUGCCAAGGUUGAGGAUAAAUAUUAUGGAGACGGCGAAGAUGCUCUUUCAAUGCGUCUCUCGCUCAAAGAUUCAUAG
Molecule: messenger RNA, 468 nt
Organism: Laccaria bicolor S238N-H82
Lineage: Eukaryota; Fungi; Basidiomycota; Agaricomycetes; Agaricales; Hydnangiaceae
Exons: 6
Coding region: 1-468 (155 amino acids)
Biological process (GO): N-terminal peptidyl-glutamic acid acetylation
Cellular component (GO): NatA complex
Molecular function (GO): protein-N-terminal-glutamate acetyltransferase activity; protein N-terminal-serine acetyltransferase activity
Source: RefSeq, a predicted model, not a curated record